UGAUGUAUUCUGACUGACUGACCUAUUUCUCCAUCUUUUAGACCUGGAAUGUAUCAGCGGAGAGAGAGAACCACACAGUGGUGAGUGAAUUUGUUUUCCAGGGUUUUUCCAGCUUUCACGAACACAAGCUCACCCUCUUUGUGGCAUUUCUUGCCUUGUACCUUGUAACUCUGGCCGGCAAUGUCAUCAUUGUGACAAUCACCAGCACUGACCGUCACCUCCACACCCCCAUGUACUUCUUUCUGAGCUUGCUGUCCGCUUCAGAGACCAUGUACACAUUGGUCAUUAUGCCAAGGAUGCUUUCCAGCCUCAUAGGCCCAAGCCAACCCAUCUCCUUGGCUGGCUGUGCUGCCCAGAUGUUCUUUUUUAUCACUUUGGCCAUCAACAACUGCUUUCUGCUCACAGCAAUGGGGUACGACCGCUACGUGGCCAUCUGCAACCCCUUGAGGUACACAGUCAUCAUGAACAAGAGGGUGUGUGCCCAGCUGGCAUGGGGGGCCUGCAGCAUUGGGCUGCUUGUGGCCAUAAUUCAGAUUUCCUCUGUGUUCAGGCUGCCCUUUUGUGACAGAGAGGUGGCCCAUUAUUUCUGUGACAUCCGCCCAGUUAUGAAACUCUCCUGUGCUGACACCACUUUACAUGACAUAAUUAAUUUUGUCAUCAGCUCACUCGUUAUUGUGGUGCCCAUGGGCCUGGUCUUCACCUCCUACGUCCUCGUCAUCUCCACCAUCCUCAGGAUCACCUCGGCUGAGGGCCGGAAGAAGGCCUUUGCCACCUGCGCCUCCCACCUCACGGUGGUCAUCGUCCACUACGGCUGCGCCUCCAUUGCCUACCUCAAGCCCAGGUCAGAGAACUCCCGGGAUCAGGACCAGCUGAUCUCAGUGACCUACACCAUCAUCACCCCCCUACUGAACCCUGUGGUGUACACCCUGAGGAACAAGGAGGUCAGGGAUGCCCUUCGCCGUGCUAUUGGCAAGAAACCUCUGGCCUAGGAUCUUUGUAAUUUGACACAUAGCCUAUCGUCCUCAGGGUAAUGUUGUAACCUCAAAAAAAUGUUGAUCCUAUCAUUCAUCCUCUACCUAGAAAGAGUUGCAAAAUUUGGUGGUAGGGCCUCAUUAAAGACCCAAGGGCUCCUCCGACUUGAAUUUCAAAUUUCCCAUCAUUCUCCUAUCCUUCUAAUCUCACAGGCUCCCCAGGGGAAUGCUCAGAUGCCACUUCUAAGGUGAAAAGCUGGUAGGGAACAAUCUUAUCAGUUGACAGCAGAAAAGUGGGCUGAAUAACACCGAUUUAAAGCGAUGGGUUGAAAGAUCAGCCUAAAUGUCAGGUAGAGGCUGAGCUCUACACCUUCAAAGAAAGCACAGCUGGUGUACAGGCUGUGUUGGAAACACAGCCACAAUUACCUUCCCCACUUACCAGCACUUUCUCCUCUGGGCGGUGACGAGGGUGACAGAGCCUGACAUGCCGCAAGGAACAUUAUCAGCUUUUAACGUUCUCACCUGCCUUGGGAACCUUUUUUUCCAAUUUUGUUGAAGCUCAUGUUAGAACUGUUUCCUGAGUGAGUCUCGUGUGUCACGUGUUAGUAAGUAACUUGUCACACCAGCAACUGAACUCUCUGCUGUUCAUGUGUGCUUCCUGCGGGCUGAUGCUUAGGCUGUUCUGCGUUCACAGCGCAGGGAUAUCUGAAGACCUUUUAUGAAAUUAAGUUUGUUAAUCCCACCUCCCAGCUAACUCUGGCCGUCUCAGAUCUGGAAAUUCGCCCAUGAUUUUCAUUCUUACUGUAGGGCCUGAGCUGAUACCCAUCUGCAUUCACCCUCUUCAUUUCUGUAGCGAUGAACUCAUGUUCUGUGAGCAGGGGGUGCCUAGGGUAAGCUCUAAGUUUAAACACUUGUCUGAGCAAGUCUUGGAGCCUCCUAAUUCCUGUUGUUGCUUGCUACAGGGGAAAAUGGUAUUGAUUUGUGGGAAAGGUUUUCGGCUUUAGGAUUGCGUGGCCUGGAGUAAAAGAGGAAGAACUUGCCAAAUGUCUUCCAGUCCAUCAAAGGCUGAUGGUCAAAAUAAGCAAAUCCACAUCUCCCACCCACCAUCCUUCUCCCGCUUCGGGACAGUCCCAGUGUCCCCACUGAAGAUGCAUUGAAAGGGCGUGUCAAACAAAGGACGUGGGCGUCCCUCACGGUAAAAGGGAGCCAUGUUUAUGGAGCAUCACCUGAACAAAUAAAAGCUUUCCCUCCUCCCAGCAGCCCACCUCCAAGAAAGUAACCCAAGAAAGAAAGAGGGGCCUCCAGGGCAGUUAAUCUUUGCCUUUAUCUGGGUCACCUCGGAAUCCGUUCUGGGCCAGGGUCAAUGGAAACAGUCUCACAACGCUGCUUCUGAGAAAGCCCCAUUUGAGAUUCUCUAUUUGGGGGCCCUGCUCACUGUAGUUGCCCGUUCCUGUAAAGUCUCCCAGCAGCCACGUCGUUUUUCAGAUUGCAGAGUUUUUCCACCCCAGGACCUGCCACAGCUCUACUGGCUUCUAUAAGAUUGGCGCCCAUACCGAAAGCAAUGUGCUCCCCUGAGUUCCUAUCAAUGCUGCAGAAAAUUAUGGUGCAAUCCACCCACAGUAACAUCUGCAAAAAUAAACAUUGUGUAUUAAAGGCCUACGUACCCUUUGUCUUUUUAAAUAUAGUUUACGCCACCUUAACAGACAGAAAAAAGUUCAAGCCAGCGCAUUUAAUUUCAAAGUGAAUGUGUGAGUGAUUAUCACUAACAUAAAUCGUGUCCAGAGAAGGGAGGCUUCAGCCCACACCUUGGGCUAGUGACCAUAUAGCUGUUAUCUUUAUAAGGCAGGGCCUGCCAGUUCAGGAGGCUGUUACUGUAACGUGAGAGGCACAUCCCCUUUGGGGAGAGCACGUGAUCUGCAGCCAUGUGUCCCCUAUCUCACCAACAAAGGGUUGUUUUGUGUCCUAAUGCCUCCCAUCAGAAUCCCGCUCUUGUCCCAGGACAGUCUUGCCUCUGGCCCCCUACUACCCCUUUCUCACACCCUUCCUCUGCAGGAGCUUCCUACCCUCCCGGGUUCUGCAAUCCCGGAGGCAGGCACCCAGCUGGCCCAGGCAUGGAUUGGGGCCUAGGAAGGCAGGGGCCUUGACAGUGAGCACGCACGCCCAGUGUACAGCGGGUGCUGUCCUCUGAGGUCCUUGGACUUGGAGUUGCAGGAGAGGAGACCGGGAGCAGGGUGGGGUCUGGGAGGCGCUCAGGCACAGGGCACCAUUCUUCAGUGGCUUGUUCACCCUGAGGAUCAGGGACAGAGGCUGUGGCUGAGUCUUCAGGGAAGAUAAACACCUUCCCUCUCAAGGUGACAGAGAAAAGACCAUGUGACAACUGAGUUCUGUCAGAUCUCUUGUGUGCUUCCUUCUCACUGUGGAUGGAAGGAGGCCCUGUCAGGGUACAUACAGUCCACUGGAGUUUGCAAGGUGCCUGUGUGUGCAUUACCUCAGGGACUACAGAAGCAAAAUAUUUGUGUUAGAUGGCAGGUUCUGGUGGAGUUGUCCUGUUAGAAAGAGGAAUUAAAGACAUUCUAUAUCCAUCUGCACUGCCAUCUCCUUUGCACAUUUCCUCUGUGCAGAACAAGCACCAGUCACGGAAAAUGAAACACAGCUGACUCUUAAAUGUAGUACAUGCAGUAUGCAGCACUCCAUGGUCUCCUACCACCAGUCAUGUUCUGAGAUGUCAUGUCCCCCCCGGAACACCUGGACUGAGGUUAGAUGCAAUGGUUUUUCGUGACCUACAGCUUUGGCUCUUCAGGACCAAUGCUCAUAGUCCAAAGUCUGAGAACCAGAAUCGUAUGCAAACCACACGGUCCUUUACGUUGCCCUCUCCCCACUCCCACUCCCUCAUCACAGCUCUUGUGUGCCAGUUCAGCACCAAUUUCCCACCCUCGUUACCCUCGGCUGCAGCAUCAGGAUCCCAGAAGUACUUAUCUUUGACUUCUUUCCUCUUAAGACCCCUGAGAGAAAGGGCUUAGUCAUUAUAGAGUCAACUGUUUUCCUUGCUUAGGGAAGCAAAUCUAACAAAUACUAUGGUCUGGAAAUAAGUUAAAUAAUGACUGACUUAAUCCAGGGAGACAUAGCCUGGAAACACUAUGAAGUCCUGAGUUGAGUUAGCUGUGCUUUAUAGUAAGAAAUGGAAAAACAUUCCCUUAGAUUCAGGGGUUUCUUAGGAAGUGCUCACCCUGGACAAAGAAUAGGAACAGAGCAUUUAGGGAGAGGGAGCUCUGUAGAGAUCACAGACUUCUGUGUUGAGAGAGACGUCAGCCAGUACAAUAUGAAUUAGGAGGAUGGUAAAGUAAACCAUGAAUUUAUCUCCCUUCAUGUGAUUUGUGACCUUGUCAGUAUUCAGACCUACGGCGGAACAGCCUGCUUAGCCAGACAGUGGUGUUUGAAUAGCUUACUGGUGCCAGUGAUAUGACAGAGAAGCGAGCAUCUCAAACUUGAGAAGAUGAGGUUGGGCUUAGUGGCAGUAACAGGAAAAAAAAAAAUAAAGGAUGCAGAACAUUUUUUACUGCUGGAAAAAGCUUUCUAUAACAUUUACGCAUUACAAGGUACAUUCGAUCUCUAAUUGAUCUCAUCCAAUCUUUAUAAUAACUUUUUAUAAGAUUAAUGUGAUUUUUAUCCCCAUCUCAUAGAUUAAGAAACUGAGACUCAGAUGUCAGCAACUUCACAAAGGGAAUUCAGUUCAUUUGGGAGAAACUGGUUUUCUGAUUAAAGUCCAAGAUCCUUCUAAGAUUUCAUAUUUCCUUCCAUGUGACCCAGACUGAAGGAUGGAGAUGGAUCAGAGUGUGAACACCUGAAUCCCUGUAACAACUUUUCUUUUUCUAAUAAAAACUGCAUGUCCCUCCUUCCUCCCUCAGGUGAGAGGAAAUGGUGUUCCCACGUAUAAGCAAAACCAGCUCUCCUUUCUCUAGUCCAGGGGCUUCCUUACGGCAGGCAUAUCCUUACUCACGAAUGUCUGCGGUGGCCUUA
Molecule: messenger RNA, 4988 nt
Organism: Manis pentadactyla (Chinese pangolin)
Lineage: Eukaryota; Metazoa; Chordata; Mammalia; Pholidota; Manidae
Product: olfactory receptor 10J1-like
Exons: 1
Coding region: 231-989 (252 amino acids)
Biological process (GO): G protein-coupled receptor signaling pathway
Cellular component (GO): membrane
Molecular function (GO): G protein-coupled receptor activity; olfactory receptor activity
Source: RefSeq, a predicted model, not a curated record